Messenger RNA from Amphibalanus amphitrite, 2590 nucleotides. RefSeq lists its product as uncharacterized. The transcript is spliced from 4 exons. Lineage: Eukaryota; Metazoa; Arthropoda; Thecostraca; Balanomorpha; Balanidae. The record is from RefSeq and is a predicted model, not a curated record. The coding region runs from base 106 to 570 and encodes 154 amino acids.
GCUGCAGCGAUUGUAUUGCAAGUUGCAUUGCAUUGUUUCAUAACAAUUCAAGGACUUAUUUCGGCGUUAUUCAAGUUUGAGCUCAACGUUCAAAUACCUGUAGUCAUGGAGAAGCUGAAUGAUGCUCUGGUGAAGAUGAGGCUACGUCGUAUCACCAAGGAAAACAUUUUGUAUUUCUAUUAUCCAAUGAAAGGGGCGACAUGCUAUGUCGCUUUUGCUGGACAUGUGAUGCAUCCAGCCAUCCUGAGCUCUUGGCCGCUGCUGCCGCGCUCCAUUCCUGCCUCAAACGUGGCCCUCCUGCACGCCAACGUGGGUCUGGCGCUCUACCUGUACGGCAGCCGCCAUCUGAGGCACCAGCACAUCUGCAAGAGACUUACCUUCAGCUUGUUCGGUUCCCUGGUGUUCAACAUGGGCUCGGUACUGCUGUUCGCCAUCCUGCGCCAGGCCACGCCCGAGUGCGCCACUUUCCGCGCCAUUGUCGGCAUGACCACUGCCACCGGACUCCUGUUCGUGGGCAAGAGCUACGUGGAUCUCCUGGACCGGCAGGCUGUGCUGCACGACAAUGAGUAGUGCUGCCAUCUGGCGGUGCUACACUAGCGACAUCUGUGGUCGGUAUUGGAAACUGUGGCGCUGGACGGUUUAUAGCUGCGUUUGGUGUAAGCUAUUGCAGUCAGUGUGGAGGAAACGGUGAAGAGAAUAGCUGUGCUGGCUCGAUUGCUUUCAUUUUACGAUGCCGAUUAUGAAUGUCAUACGAACCUGGCAAGCCAGGAGCUAAGCGAUACAUUGUGUUGUUUUGCAAAAGCCAGUACGAGUGAACUGAACAUAUGGGCCCUUUUUCGGUGUGAUGCCUAAACUGCUCAAUAGUAUGUUCGGAAUCGUCAAUUUUCGUUGUUAUUCCCGUUUCCUUCAUGAGUUUGGUUUAAGUAACCUAUAAACUGGCCGUCCUAUUAUAUAACUGCGGAUAAUUUGGUUUUAAACACCGCAGAAUGUGGAGGUCUCAUGAGCGUACUGACUACUGGGUGUGCUGUCAGUGCGAAACCUAACCGAAGUAUCCAAGCGGCAUUACAGCUAUUUAAUUAACUUUGAUGUGUGCCGAUGCGUGUAUGAAAAGUUCGCCGUCUUAAGCCCGGUUCUGACUGCCGUUUUUCGAUCGUUUGGUGGAUCGUAUGGUGAUCGUAUCGUGAUCGUAUGGUGAUGGGAUGGGGAUCGGCACGCCCGUUUCCCGAUCGCCGCGAUGGUAAUCGUAUGUGUGCAGUGAGAACCGGGAAAAAACGUUACUGUGCGCGUCGUUCGGUAGCGGCAGAUCGUACGUCGUAGUGCGUUCCGUCGAAAGAUGGAUUGAGUUUAUCUUUUGUCUUGAUCGUAUCGUACAGUUGACAUCGUGUGGGGAACUCGCUGUGCUGCAGCUUUUCUUGCUGCUGUCUUGUGGAAGGUUUGCGCUAAAAUAUUUGAUAUAACUUAUCUUAUUAGUAAAUCACGGUGACUAUAAAUAAAUAAGCUUGAUUGACAUACUUAUAAUCAAAGUAGGUACUUCCACUUAGAAGAUACCAUACGAAAAAUCAUUGAUUCGUUUAGGUGCGUCAAUUACAUCAAAGUAUUAAUUUUAUUGCACGAAAAAGCCUUACCCGAUAAUGUUAAUUUGAUACUUAAAUUCAGAAAUGUUUUAACUACAUUUAACCUCUUUUUAAGUCUGAAAAGUAUUAAUUUCCCUCUUUAUAGAUCUCGUCCCGUUCAUGGCGGCCAAUCAACACGCUUCCCUCAGAUGACGUCAUCUGUGCGCCUGCGCUCUGCCGAGCCGGCAAGCCUCGUGGUGACCGGCGAUUUACCGGCGACACUGGAGCACUGGAGAUGGUACAUAGAUAUCUUACCAAUGAAUUUCUGUCAAUUUCAACGAACCGAUUUUCAAGAAAACCGAUGCACAGCAUUCACAAUACUCACUUUUAGGUUGUAGGCUACUUUCCAGGACAAUUUGACAUGAUUUUCUAUUUUUCCACGCAUUUUCAAAAUUGCGUACCUUCCACGGCCGAGAAUGGUUUCCGCCGCCAUGCUGCUCCAAUCAAGCCGAAAUGUUGAUUAACUUCACGGAAUAGUCAGAGCCGACUACUCAAACUAAAUUAUUGAAUUAGAGAGAUGUUUUAAACUACAUUUAACGUCUCUUCAAGCGUAAAAAGUAUUUAUUUCGUUCUUAUCUAUCACCGCCGGCAGUAAUGGCGGACGCAGACUCCCACACGAUACGCACGAUUCGCACGAUACGAUCUAGCAGUUACCAGAUCGUAUCGGGCCUAGAGAUUUUUAUCUUUUUCCGCCAGCCACGCUCACCAUACGAUCACCAUACGCUUCAUCCGCUCCGAUCGAUUUCGGCAGUCAGAACCGGGCUUUAGUCAUGAUACCGAAUUUCAGCAACAAGUUGAGGAUAUUCGAGGGAUUGUUUUUGUGAAUGUCUGAUGGAUCCAACAUCCCUUGCGACAUUUGUACUUACGUGCUUAAUGUCGCCAGAUCCGCCGUGGUUGGUUUGUACAAAGCUUGUGUAAAUAAGGAGUCGACUGUAUGUAAGUGUUAUUUCGUACUAAUACAGUCGCUCAGAUACAUU